GUCCAGAGAAAUAAAAAAUGGUGUUGUAAUCACCAUCCAAAGAACACAACAAAAAAACAUUCAGAUAAACUGAUAACACUUCUCUUUGAACUGAAUUCAACAGAAACACAAAAAUGAGCUCCUCUUCUUCUUCUAUUACCAGCAGCAGCUGUUUAUCUUGGGGAAGCAGCAUUUGCAUACCUUCCGUACAACUUCUAGGGUUUCAGUCAUUUUCCGCCAAAACCAGAAAAUUUAAUCUCUCUUGCUCCUCUUCUACGCAAGAUCCACUUUUGGUGAAGGCUGCGAGAGGAGAACCGGUCAGUAGGCCACCAGCAUGGAUGAUGCGUCAGGCAGGAAGGUAUAUGGCAGUUUACCGAAAGCUUGCACAGAAACACCCAUCCUUCAGAGAGAGGUCAGAGACAACUGAUCUCAUUGUAGAAAUUUCUUUGCAGCCUUGGGAAGCGUUUCAUCCAGACGGUGUUAUAAUUUUCUCUGACAUACUUACUCCAUUACCGGCAUUUGGUGUCCCGUUUGACAUAGAAGAAGUAAGGGGUCCUGUUAUUCAGACUCCAAUUCGUUCUGAAGAAGGAUUAAAGGCUCUACAUCCCAUUGAAUUAGAUAAACUGAAUUUUGUGGGGGACUCUCUUAGAAUACUGCGACGCGAGGUUGAUGGGCGUGCUGCAGUUUUGGGUUUCGUUGGUGCACCUUGGACAAUUGCUACAUAUAUAGUCGAAGGGGGUACAACUCGCACAUAUACUACCAUAAAGAGCAUGUGCCAUACAGCACCACAUGUGUUAAGGGCUCUUCUUUCUCAUUUGACACAGGCAAUUUCUGAUUACAUUAUUUUUCAAGUUGAAUCUGGGGCUCAGUGCAUACAAAUAUUUGAUUCUUGGGGUGGGCAGCUACCACCUGAUAUGUGGGACUGCUGGUCAAAGCCUUACAUUGAAGAGAUAGUCCGGACAGUAAGGAGUAAAUGCCCUGAAACACCUCUUGUUCUCUACAUAAAUGGAAAUGGUGGCUUUCUUGAGCGUAUGGAAGGAACUGGAGUCGAUGUCAUUGGGCUAGACUGGACAGUGGAUAUGGCAGAUGGAAGGAAGCGUUUGGGCAGUGGGAUCAGCAUACAGGGGAAUGUAGAUCCUGCUUAUUUGUUUUCAUCUCUUCCCGCAUUGACUGAUGAAAUUCAAAGAGUUGUGAGAUGUGCUGGGACAAAGGGGCACAUCCUUAAUCUUGGUCAUGGUGUUCUCGUUGGGACUCCUGAAGAAGCUGUUGCUCAUUUCUUUGACGUCGCAAGAAGUCUGACAUAUGGCACAAAUAUUCAAGAUCAUCUGGAAGAAGAACAAAAAUUGGUAGUUUGAGGAGCAAUAUCAACAGUUUGGUGCUAUGAGUGGGUUUUCAUUGUGAGUUGAUGUGGUUUGACAGUUUAAGAAUGAAUCCUUGAGGGUGCACCAUAUUCGAGGCACUGAUCGAAGCUUUUAGGAUCUGUACAUGCAUGUGCUUUUGCUGACCACCAGUAUUCUUCAGUCAUAGCUUCUAAAUUAUAAUUUUAAAUAUGAACCCACAGCUUACUUAUUGAUUUUGGUAGAGACAGAAGGGGGAAUCCAUUUUUUUCUUACUCUUCUAGUGAACUAAAAAUGUUCAUAUUCUGUCAGAUGAUGUAAAUGUCAAAGUUGUUAGAAGUUAGGAAGACAUACCUAGGGACCGUUACCUAGCACAUUGUUUUCCAGAGAGAGAGAAUUAACAAAGCUAUUUUAAGUUA
Molecule: messenger RNA, 1735 nt
Organism: Mercurialis annua (annual mercury)
Lineage: Eukaryota; Viridiplantae; Streptophyta; Magnoliopsida; Malpighiales; Euphorbiaceae
Product: uroporphyrinogen decarboxylase 1, chloroplastic
Exons: 6
Coding region: 114-1334 (406 amino acids)
Biological process (GO): porphyrin-containing compound biosynthetic process
Molecular function (GO): uroporphyrinogen decarboxylase activity
Source: RefSeq, a predicted model, not a curated record